Molecule: messenger RNA, 949 nt
Organism: Eucalyptus grandis
Lineage: Eukaryota; Viridiplantae; Streptophyta; Magnoliopsida; Myrtales; Myrtaceae
Product: 2-oxoglutarate-dependent dioxygenase citB-like
Exons: 7
Coding region: 105-788 (227 amino acids)
Source: RefSeq, a predicted model, not a curated record
UCACCGUCAGUCGUCGUCAUCAUCGCGGCGGAAUCAGACGGGUGAACGGACGGCGAUAUCAGCAAGCGACCAACGACCUGCGAGGCGGAGCAGCGUCGGCGAUCAUGGAUGACGCGAACGCCGUCAAAGUCGCCGGAGUUCCGACCUCGACUCUCAAUCGCAUCGACCUCUCGGGUUCUGAUAUCCGGCAGUCGGUGUCUCUGCUCGAACAGGCGUGCUUGGAUUCUGGCUUUUUCUACGUGAUCAAUCACGGAAUCGGCCAGGAUUUAAUGGAGGAGGUCUUCGUCCAGAGCAGGUGGUUCUUCGGCUUGCCCUUGAGCGAGAAGAUGAAGCUGUUGGGGAACGAGAAGCACAGAGGCCGCACUCCUCUGUUGGAUGAGGUCCUCGAUGCUGGGAAUCAGGUUCAGGGAGAUUAUAAGGAGGGAUACUACACAGGAGCGGAAGUACCAGAGGAUGAUCCUGAUGCACAGAAGCCUCAUUUUGGACCAAACCUCUGGCCUUCUGAGGAGAUAUUGCCAAGAUGGAGGCAGACGAUGGAGAAAUUUCAUAGUCAGGCGUUAAAUGUGGCGAAAGUAGUUGCAAGGAUCAUUGCUCUAGCACUUGAUCUGGAGGCUGAUUUUUUUGACAAGCCAGAAAUACUCGGUGAGCCUAUUCUGAUCUUGCGCUUGUUGCACUAUGAAGGUCUAAUCUCUGAUCCUUCUAAAGGAAUAUAUGGAGCCGGGGAACAUUCCGACUUUGGGUUUAUUACCCUGUUGGCAACAGAUGAUGUCCCAGGUCUUCAAGUAUGAAAUGUUCUCCUACAAAACUCUUGGUACAGCUCCAUCCGGCAGUCGGUGUCUCUGCUCAAACAGGUGUGCUUGGAUUCCGGCUUUUUCUACGUGGCCAAUCAUGGAGUCAGCCAGGACUUGAUGGAGGAGGUCUUCGUCCAGAGCAGGCGGUUCUUCGGUUU